Molecule: messenger RNA, 1298 nt
Organism: Camellia sinensis
Lineage: Eukaryota; Viridiplantae; Streptophyta; Magnoliopsida; Ericales; Theaceae
Source: RefSeq, a predicted model, not a curated record
GUAGCAGAGUCCUAAAGUGAAAAUAACUUCAAAGCACCAAACAAAUCUUGGAACAUGCUCAAUUUAAGUUAGUGAUGACUCGAGGCCUAUAAAUAGCAGAGACCGUUUGAUUUUCUUGACAAACUGAGAACUUCACGUGCUCUCUCUGUUCUUCUUCGCCUCUCUGUCUCUCUGCUCUGCUUCUCUGUUACUGUCUACCUCUCUCUCUGUUUCUCGUGUGUGCAAAAUCUUAUCCAUUUCACUUUUGUGUCUGUGUCUGUGUCGGUGGGUCGUUCAGAGAGAUAUACAUCUAUUAAUAGAAAGGUAGUUAAUAUAGUUGGUGAAUUGGUUGAGGAAAAAAGGAAAUUGGUAAGUAAGAUGGAGAACACAAAGCAAGUGAGUGGUGGUGGUUCAUAUUCAUCUUCUUCGUCAUUUACUUUGGAUCUCUUUGGUCCCAAAGACCCCUCGUCAUCUUCUUCAUCCUCCACCGACAUUUUUGGCUCUGUUUUUGGUCCACCCUCUACGGGUUUAGGGAAGGAUUCUUCUCACACUGGAUUUAUGGGGUCAAUGAAAAUGCAGGAUUUUGCAAGUCAAUAUGGCAUUGCCAAACAUGGAACUCCAGAUAACAUGAGUCAGAGAGGCAAAGGUGAAGCUUCAGUAGAGCCAUGUUAUUUCAGCUCAUCAAUAUACUAUGGUGGCCAAGAAGUUUACCCACCAACUACCCACACCACUGUUUCUCAGCAUAUUUUCAAGAAAGAUGGGAGAGAUGAUGACCCAAAUGGAAGUAACUUGAAUGGUGCUUCAAGAGGGAAUUGGUGGCAGGGGUCACUCUAUUACUAAGUUUUGCCUUCGUGUCAUGCCAAGUCCCAAUCCACAGAGAAAGGACAAAAGUUGAUCAUUAUUUUUUGUCUAAUGGCUCAAUCAAUUUGAUAAUUUGAAGCACAGUGUGGGCUCUUCAAUGUUUUUUAUGGUUCCUAAAUUCAGUUAACUUGCAGAGGGUUGGUGAUAAACUCUACAACUAUCUUCACUAUGUAUGAGCACUGCAACUGUCUUCACUCUCUAUAAAGCCUAUAACUGCAACGACUCGCAAACUGUUGGGGUUUGUUUUCACUGUUUUUCUUUUCUUUUUUUUGAAAAAAAAAUUGUCUGGGACUCUACUGGACAAUACAGGCCAAGUCUUCUAUAUGAGCCAACAAUCUGAGAAGUUUAGUAUAAUUUUUCAGUACUAGUUGUAGCUAACUUAAGUUAUUUGUAAUGGAACUGCUGUAGUUGUUUUUAGCUUUGGCUUGUGUUGUAUGCAUAGCUCCUUUGAUGGUAUA